AUGGCAGCUGUCGCUACUCCCAAGACUAUGAGCCCACCCACCACCCACGAAGCUCUGAUGAGCUUCUCUCAGAACCUGAUCAUCGUGCCGGGAAACAAGUCUACUAAGAUGCUCGAAGAUGGACUUCCUCCUGCUCCACCACCCUCGCCUGUUUCCUUCGCUGUUGACAGUAACGGCAAGGCCUCUAUCAAGCAUGAGAAGAUUCCCAGUCUCAGUCUUGAGUAA
This is a messenger RNA of Penicillium malachiteum, 225 nucleotides long. RefSeq lists its product as uncharacterized. The transcript has a single exon. NCBI's taxonomy places the organism in Eukaryota, Fungi, Ascomycota, Eurotiomycetes, Eurotiales, Aspergillaceae. The record is from RefSeq and is a predicted model, not a curated record. Bases 1 to 225 code for a protein of 74 amino acids.